Molecule: messenger RNA, 2459 nt
Organism: Odobenus rosmarus divergens (Pacific walrus)
Lineage: Eukaryota; Metazoa; Chordata; Mammalia; Carnivora; Odobenidae
Gene: BBS7
Product: Bardet-Biedl syndrome 7
Exons: 19
Coding region: 118-2265 (715 amino acids)
Biological process (GO): non-motile cilium assembly; intracellular transport; intracellular protein localization
Cellular component (GO): BBSome; ciliary basal body; membrane
Molecular function (GO): protein binding
Source: RefSeq, a predicted model, not a curated record
UGCCGGGGUUGUUCUUUCGAGGGGACGCUAGCGGUACCCCUUCAGAGGCCUGGGCUGUGUCAGCCUCUGUCACUCCUGUGCGGUCCCGGCGCUGCGCAGAGCGUUGGUGCCACCGUCAUGGAUCUAAAUUUAAACCGAGCGGAUUAUUUACAGGUGGGAGUGACCUCUCAGAGGACUAUGAAGCUACUUCCUGCCUCAAGACAUAGAACUACACAAAAGGUGGUUAUUGGAGAUCACGAUGGGGUAGUUACGUGCUUUGGCAUGAAAAAAGGAGAAGCAGUGGCAGUGUUCAAGACUUUACCGGGGCAGAAGAUUGCAAGAUUGGAGCUAGGAGGUGUUCUUAACACACCCCAGGAGAAAAUUUUUAUUGCUGCAGGAUCUGAGAUUAGAGGCUUCACAAAGAGAGGAAAACAGUUCCUCUCUUUUGAAACCAACCUCACUGAAAGCAUUAAAGCUAUGCAUAUAUCUGGCUCAGACCUCUUUCUCAGUGCAAGUUACAUCUAUAACCAUUAUUGUGAUUGCAAAGACCAACAUUAUUACCUUUCUGGGGACAAAAUCAAUGACGUCAUCUGCCUUCCAGUGGAAAGAUUACCUCGUAUUACACCAGUAUUGGCCUGCCAGGACAGAGUGCUCAGAGUUUUACAGGGAUCUGAUGUGAUGUAUGAAACUGAAGUGCCUGGCCCACCUACUGUUUUAGCACUACACAACGGAAAUGGCGGUGACUCUGGAGAAGACCUUUGGUUUGGAACAUCAGAUGGAAAACUUGGGCUUAUUCAGAUCACUACCUCCAAACCAAUACACAAGUGGGAAAUUCAAAAUGAGAAAAAGCGGGGAGGGAUUUUGUGUGUUGACAGCUUUGACAUUGUGGGUGAUGGGGUUAAGGAUUUACUUGUUGGGAGAGAUGAUGGAAUGGUGGAAGUGUACAGUUUUGACAAUGCAAAUGAGCCUGUUCUACGAUUUGAUCAGAUGUUGUCUGAAAGUGUCACAUCUAUCCAGGGUGGUUGUAUAGGGAAAGAUGGCUAUGAUGAAAUUGUGGUAUCCACAUAUUCAGGCUGGGUUACAGGUCUGACAACAGAGCCUGUACAUAAGGAAAGUGGACCGGGAGAAGAACUGAAAAUUAAUCAGGAGAUGCAGAAUAAAAUUUCUUCUUUAAGGAGUGAGCUGGAACAUCUGCAGUAUAAGGUAGUACAGGAAAGAGAGAAAUAUCAACAGUCUUCUCAAUCAAGCAAAGCAAAAUCAGCAGUACCUUCGUUUAGUGUAAAUGAUAAGUUUACAUUAAAUAAAGAUGAUGCCAGCUACAGUCUCAUCUUAGAGGUACAGACAGCGAUAGAUAACGUCUUAAUACAGAGUGAUGUUCCAAUAGAUUUACUUGAUGUGGAUAAAAAUUCUGCUGUUGUCAGCUUUAGCAGCUGUGAUUCUGAGUCAAAUGACAACUUUCUUCUCGCUACUUAUCGGUGCCAGGCAAAUACUACAAGGCUGGAACUCAAGAUUCGUUCAAUUGAAGGCCAGUAUGGCACACUUCAAGCAUAUGUGACUCCAAGGAUUCAACCUAAAACCUGUCAGGUCCGCCAAUACCUUAUCAAACCCCUUUCACUCCAUCAAAGAACUCACUUUAUUGAUCAUGACAGACCCAUGAAUACACUGACUUUAACGGGCCAAUUCAGUUUUGCUGAAGUUCACUCCUGGGUGGUUUUUUGCUUGCCUGAAGUUCCUGAAAAACCUCCAGCAGGAGAAUGUGUGACAUUUUACUUUCAGAACACCUUCCUGGAUACACAACUUGAAAGUACCUACAGAAAAGGAGAAGGAGUUUUUAAAUCUGACAACAUUUCUACUAUAUCCAUCCUAAAAGAUGUGCUCUCUAAAGAAGCUACUAAAAGGAAGAUUAACCUCAACAUAUCAUAUGAGAUAAAUGAAGUAUCAGUCAAACACACUUUAAAGCUAAUCCACCCAAAGCUGGAGUACCAGUUGCUUUUGGCUAAGAAAGUGCAAUUAAUUGAUGCUUUAAAAGAAUUGCAGGUUCAUGAGGGAAAUACAAACUUUCUGAUACCAGAAUAUCGCUGUAUUCUAGAAGAGGCAGAUCACCUACAGGAAGAAUACAAAAAGCAACCUGCACAUCUUGAAAGACUGUACGGCAUGAUCACUGAUCUUUUCAUAGAUAAGUUCAAGUUCAAAGGCACCAAUGUAAAAACCAAAGUACCUCUUUUGCUGGAGAUUCUGGACAGUUAUGAUCAAAAUGCAUUGAUUGCUUUCUUUGAUGCUGCAUGAACUAUAAACAAGGUAAAGUUCCAAAGGAGUCUUUUUAAACGAAAUAUGUUAAAACAGAAUUACGGCACAAGCUAACUGUACAAACUUUUAUUUGAAAUGCUUUUUAAUGUCGUCUAAAAAUAUUUAGGAUGUGACUUCUUUUAGUAAUGCUUCUAUUUUGAGAAAUGGAGCUUUUUUAAAGAGAGUUUUAUUUU